AUGACGACACUGACGUCAGCGCAACAAGCAUACUAUGCACAAUACUACGCGUCACUCGGUGCACUUCAUAUGCAAGUACCCGACAACACUGAGACAUGGUACAUGGAAUCAACACCGAAUAACCGGAUGGUCCUCUCUCUUCGUUCUGGUGUACAGAGGGAUACACAGUGGGCACUUGAGAGGCUGUUGAGGUUGAGCAAGGAUUGGCCAGAUAGGUUCUAUAUGAAGGUACUCCCUGGUGUGGGGGAGGCGUUGUUCGACUUGGCAGAGUAUGCCUUGCUAUGUCCAGGUGAUGGAUGGGAAGGAGAGGAUGGGGAGAGGACAUGGAAGAGACAGAGCGCGACUGAAGCUAUGUUGGUCAUGAGGAACGCCUCUCUUACUGAUCACAAUAUGCACUAUUUGGAGAAGGCGACGAGGACAUUCCCACUCAUACUUCACACGCUGCAGUCAUUCGGUCCAAGGGGAGCAAGAGCAGGAGAAGAACAAGAGUUUCUGAUCUACACCGUCGAGCUAUUUCACUCUCUCGCACCGCGUUACCAUCUCAAAUCAGGAUCGCCUCUCCUUCGUGCACUCGUCAACCUCACCUCAACAAUGGAUAGAGCACUCCUACGCGCAUCACUAGGCGCACUCACAGCACUCUUCAGCAGCAACUACAACGCUCAUCUCAUCACACUCGAUUCAUCUGCUUUCACAGCCGCUCUCCGCGCUCUGCCGGUACAAGACGACCCUACCGUCCCUGUGACUGAAACGCUACAACACGCUGCGAUAGACUUUGUGCAUACCCACCUCAGUCACCCACCUGUCGCACAUGCGUUCUUCCACCACCCGCUCUUCCCAGGCACACUCCGUCUUCUCCUAGCUCUUGUUCUCUCCUCCCAACCCCCGCCUCAACCUAGCAGCUCCAUCUCCCUCCCUCCAGAACCGGCAGACUCAGGCCCAUUACACCCCUAUACACUCACUCCCGGGGAACUGCAAGCGCUGCUCCCGAUGCAAGAGCCCGCAAGAGCAGAGGAAUGGAUGCGCAAGACAUUCUUACCAGACGCAUCUUCCUCUCUUACCCAAGUCCAUUUCUGGAAUUUGUACAGAGACGUCUUCGCCCCUCCCUCCCUUUCCUCCCCCGCCACCCCGCACCUCACAGCAUCGGAACUCAUCAAAUCCGUCACACUCGCCUUCCCAGGCGCGUCAGCAAUGGUACUCCCCUCACGCCAACCGCCUGUAUACAUCAUCCGCGGGAUCAGGCAGCGAGAAGAGGGGGAGCUGACGAGGUUCGCUUGUCGCUGGCGGGGGUGUGGGGUGCUUGAAGGAGGGGAGGGAGGGGGGGAAGUGAAGGGGAGGGAAGAGCUGGGGAGGCAUUUGUGGGUGAAACAUUUGGGUGGGAGGGUAGAGGAGGGGGGUGGGAAACCUGUGCGGGAUGAGCAGGGGGGUGCGCAAGAGGAGGAGAUGGACGCUGAGGGAGAGGAGGACGCGGACGCGGAGGGAGAACCGGACGUGGACGUGGAUGUUGACGCGGAUGCGGAAGGGGAAGAUGACGCCGACGCCGACGCAGAAGGAGAACCAGACAGCGAACAGCCUAUGGACGUCGACCUCCCCCCUCCCGCUUCCCACCCCCACCCGGCAGAUAACACCCACCCCGCCCCCUCCAGCACCCAAGCUCACCCCACCACCCUUCCCGACCCUACCACUCCCCAGGAGUGCCAAUGGGCUUCCUGCAAGUACACCGCCCCCCUCCCCCUCCUGCGGCGGCACGUGCUCACCCACCUCCCCCCCUCACUCCCAGAGCCUACCCGGCUCCCCCCGCGUGCCCCUGCCCCUGCCCCCAGCCCUGCCGGCCCAGCAGCCCCGUCGUCGGGGAUGGGGAUGGGAAUCGCGACAGGGGCACUGCUUUUGCUGCAUGUGAUGUUUAGGGAAGCGUAUGCUGCGAGAGUUGUGGAUGGGGGGGAGAGGGGGUUCCCCUUUGGGGUUGGAGUGGGUGGGCAGGGGCCGGUUGUGCAGGUUGUGCAGAUGCAGGCUGGUGGGGGUGGUCAGGGGAUGGAUGACCAGGAACGGGAACGGGAACGGGAGAGAGAGAGGGAGAGGGAGAAGGAAAAGGAGAAGGAGAGAGAAAAGCAAAAAGCCGCAGACUACGAAAUAGAAGGCGAACGCAAAGCCCGAGCAGUCUUCCGCGGGCUAGUGGAGGAGAUCAGCCGGCUACGGAUCAGCACCCAAGCUCAGGCAGGGCAGGGCGAGGGCGAGGGCGGCCAGAGCGCAGAGGGAGGACAGGGAGCGCAGGCUGGGCAGGGCAGGGAGGGAGAGGAAGGAGAGGAAGGGAUUUUGAGCAGAUGGGUGGAGGAGAUGUGUUGGCGUGUUGGGGCUGAUGCGUUUUUGUGGGCUGGGAAGUAG
Molecule: messenger RNA, 2379 nt
Organism: Dacryopinax primogenitus
Lineage: Eukaryota; Fungi; Basidiomycota; Dacrymycetes; Dacrymycetales; Dacrymycetaceae
Exons: 1
Coding region: 1-2379 (792 amino acids)
Biological process (GO): regulation of DNA-templated transcription
Molecular function (GO): DNA binding
Source: RefSeq, a predicted model, not a curated record